Molecule: messenger RNA, 1329 nt
Organism: Caenorhabditis angaria
Lineage: Eukaryota; Metazoa; Nematoda; Chromadorea; Rhabditida; Rhabditidae
Source: the annotation of a GenBank genome assembly
AUGUUCUCAGCGCUUCCCCAAUCGUUUUUCUCCUAUUUUUGCUAUUCCAUUUGUGGACUCGGAAUAUUUUUCAAUGCUAUUUUAUUGUUUUUAUCAACUCAUAAAAGCAUCGAAACCAUUCGAGAACUUCGAUAUUUUCUCUCGAAUAUUGCUGCGAGUGGUUUGUUGUUCAGCGCAUGUAUCGGAGCACUUCAACCACAAUUUGUGACUCGAGCAACAAUGACAAUUCGAGUUAUUCAUGGUCCCGCUCAACAUUUGUCAGAUCCAACAAUUGUGAGUAUCAGAAUUACUUUUGAAGGAGAUACCACAGUUUCCUUCUCGAACUUCAAUAAUAUUUUCCAGCAACUAAUGGCUGCAAGUACAAUUGCAAUAUAUCUUUACGCAGUGCUCUCAUUUCCUCUUUUCUUUGUUUACCGAUCUAUAAUUCUAUCGAACAAUGCUAUGUUUAGUCAACUUUUCACCAAAAGAAAUCUUCUUAUCACAUUUGUGAUUACAUUUUUGUUUUGUUGUGCGGAAGGUGGAGUUUUCUACAAGGCUUGUAUUGAUUAUGACGUGAGUGCUAUUUUUCUAUGAAAAAAAAAAUGAAAAAACAUGAUUUUCAGACUCUAUUUGAUCGUUUGAAUCGAACAACUGAUAUUAUUGAACAAUUCGAAAACAAUACUAUAUUUUUGAAUCAACAAAUUCGAAAUAUGGAUCAUGGAAAUGGUGUGAUAACUUUAGGAACAACACAAUCUCCAUUGAACAAUACGCAUGCAAAUAAUGAUUCUCCCGAAGAAACGUUUUUGAAAGUACAAAAAUAAACCUCAUACAAUAGAAAUUACAGAAUCUAAAAUUUUCAGCAACAUCGUCUCGCUUUGAUUGGAGAUGACUAUCGUAAAAAUCAACUGAUCAUUGUUUUUCACGCAAUCUUCGUUUCUGCACAUGUGUUUUCUUAUGUCAUAGUUUUGCUGUCUGCACAUAUUAUGCUCAAUAUUUUGAAACGAAAACAAGGUUCAAUGUCAAAUGACACUUUUUUGGAAAAUGAGUUGUUGGUUCACGCAGUUUUUGCUGAAGCUUUCGUUCCACUUUUAUUAUCUGCUCCAGUUGCUGCAAAUAGUGUUUUGGUGACAGUCUUUGAAAAUAGUUUGUUAGUUCAUUAGAGGAGACCUUUUAUGAAAAUUGAUUUUUUUUUUCAGAAAAUGGCAAGAGUUUCUCUCGAUGUAUUUUAUUGGUUUGGUUCCAGUUAUUUCUCCAUUGUGUUCUAUGCUUUUUAUUGGUCCAUAUCGUCGUGCAAUCGUUGGAAUAUUUCAGAAAAAUAAAUCAAAUAAUAAAUCUGACAAUAAUGAAUAA